UAGGCAUGUUGGGAAACAGCGCAGUUAAAAUGAAUGGCCAAGCUGAGGAGCCGCAAUGACAAAUGAAUAAUGUUAAGAGGCUGCAAUUUAAAACCAAGAAAUACAAUACCUGCAAAAACUGAAAUCAAUCGGCGGAGGGGGGGUAUUAUGCGGUGUUCUGAAUCUGAACACGUUUUAAAGUUUUGGACAGACACGCUUCGUUUGGCACCAGUCUGGUAUCAGAAUACAAAUGCACCAAAACGAUGGCAUUAAGAUACGACUUCAAAGGGAUUUAAUUCAUCGCGACGCUCUUUAAAGUGGCAGCAGUACGGACGACAAAGUUCGCAGUACUGGCAAAAUUGCAAUGUAACUGGACCACAUUACAAGAAGGGACACUAGAUUAUUCAAUUGUCAGCGCUCGUUGCAAUGUAAUUGGUCAAUGUCCCUCACGUCGUUACUCGGAGGACUCUAACCAGCCAGAGGAGGAGGAAAGAGGAAGUGAAAACAUCAGCAGAAGCUGCAGAAGCCGAGGAGAGGGCGAGCGAUAUAAACUCCGGACAUCAUCUCUACAAUCGUGAAGCCGUCGGCUUGUUUAAACAGACUUGGAUGAAAGCGAAUCGCUCUUCAGUGUGAAGAUCAUCUUGCUGCCUGUGGCAAGCCUUCCACUCAGCUGCCAUGCCACCACCGGCUGACAUAGUGAAGGUGGCCAUUGAGUGGCCUGGGGCCUUCCCCAAGCUCAUGGAAAUCGACCAGAAAAAGCCCCUAUCAUCUAUUAUAAAAGAAGUGUGCGAUGGGUGGUCACUGGGUAACCAUGAAAACUUUGCUCUGCAACAUGCAGAUACAACCAACUUUUAUAUCACUGAAAAGAAUCGCAAUGAAAUAAAAAAUGGAGCAAUUCUGCGUUUGACUACAUCUCCUGCUCAAACCGCACAGCAGCUGCACGAGAGGAUACAGUCCUCCAGCAUGGACGCCAAACUGGAGGCCCUCAAGGACCUGGCCACUUCGUCCCGUGACAUCACCUUCGCCCAGGAGUUCAUCAACCUGGACGGCAUCUCUCUGCUCACUCAGAUGGUGGAGAGCGGAACAGAACGAUAUCAGAAACUACAGAAGAUAAUGAAGCCCUGCUUUGGAGAUAUGUUAUCAUUUACACUGACGGCUUUUGUUGAGCUUAUGGAUCAUGGCAUUGUCUCCUGGGACACUUUCUCUGUUGCCUUUAUAAAAAAGAUAGCGAGUUAUGUGAACAAGUCAUCGAUGGACGUUGCUGUACUGCAGAGAUCUUUGGCCAUUCUGGAAUCCAUGGUCCUGAAUAGCCAUGAUCUUUACCAGAAGGUGGCACAGGAGAUAACAAUUGGUCAGCUCAUACCUCAUCUACAAGGGAAUGAUCAGGACAUUCAGACAUAUGCUGUUGCUGUAAUUAAUGCACUGUUCCUGAAAGCACCAGAAGAGAAGAGACAGCUUGAUGUGGAGGACAAUGUGAACAUCCUCGAUUGUCCUCUUACAGAAAUGGCAAACAUCUUGGCACAGAAGCAGCUCCGAUCUAUUAUUUUAAGUCAUGUAAUACGAAGCAACAGGUCAAUUAACUCUGAGAUGGCCCAUCAGCUCUACGUUCACCAGGUUCUUACCUUCAACCUGCUGGAAGACAGGAUGAUGACAAAGAUGGAUCCUCAGGAUCAGGCCCAAAGGGACAUUAUAUUUGAACUUCGCAGGAUUGCAUUUGAUGUUGAGUGUGAACCGAAUAACAGCGGCAGCAUAGAGAAACGCAAAUCUAUGUACACCAGGGACUACAAAAAGUUAGGCUUCAUGAAUCAUGUCAAUCCAGCUGUGGAUUUCACUCAGAUCCCCCCAGGAAUGUUGGCUUUGGAUAAUAUGCUGUACUUUGCCAAGCACCAUCAGGAUGCCUACAUUCGGAUUGUUCUAGAAAACAGCAGCCGGGAGGACAAACACGAGUGCCCUUUCGGCCGAAGCAGCAUUGAGCUCACCAAGAUGCUUUGCGAAAUCCUCAAAGUCGGAGAACUACCAAGUGAGACCUGUCAUGACUUCCAUCCCAUGUUUUUCACCCAUGACCGCUCCUUCGAAGAGUUCUUCUGCAGCUGUAUUCAGCUGCUCAAUAAAACCUGGAAGGAAAUGCGAGCCACCUCAGAAGACUUCAAUAAGGUUAUGCAGGUGGUGAGAGAGCAGAUCAUGAGAGCACUCAAUACGAAGCCUAACUCGCUGGACCAGUUUAAAACCAAACUGCAGAACCUGAGCUACACCGAGAUCCUGAAACUGCGCCAGUCUGAGAGGAUGAACCAGGAGGACUUCCAGUCUCCCCCUAUUGUGGAGCUGAGAGAGAAGAUCCAGCCGGAAAUCAUGGAGUUAAUCAAGCAGCAGAGACUGAACAGGCUGUGUGAGGGAACCUGCUUCAGAAAAAUCAGCAGCCGGCGGAGACAAGAUAAGUUCUGGUAUUGCCGACUAUCUCCAAACCACAAGGUCCUGCACUAUGGAGAUCUGGAGGAAAGCCCCCAAGGAGAAGUGCCCCACGAUUCUCUGCAGGACAAACUACCAGUGGCUGAUAUCAAAGCUGUUGUAACUGGAAAAGACUGCCCUCACAUGAAGGAAAAAGGAGCUCUGAAACAGAACAAGGAGGUACAGGAACUUGCAUUCUCUGUCCUGUAUGAGUCAGAUGAAUAUUUAAAUUUUAUUGCUCCUGACAAGCAUGAAUACUGCGUGUGGACAGAUGGUCUAAAUGCUCUUCUGGGAAAGGAAAUGAGCAGCGAGCUCUCCAAGACUGACCUGGACACACUCCUUAACAUGGAGAUGAAGCUCCGCCUCCUGGACCUUGAGAACAUCCAGAUUCCUGAAGCCCCUCCCCCCAUUCCCAAAGAGCCUAGCAACUAUGACUUUGUUUACGACUGCAACUAACAAUGGACUUGACCAGUUACUACUUCUUCAUACUGGAAGGAACUUGUAAGAACAGAAAAGAAAGAAAAACUGGAUCCUACUUUAACCUUCUUCUUUUGUUUUGCUAUACUUGCUAAACUUAACUUUUUUAGGUAUAUUUUGACGUAAUUGCAGCACUUAAUAACUUGCCUGUGAGGCCUUCUGAAGUGUAUCAUCAUAACAACCACACCUAGGCCAGCAGUAUCCAGCUCUGGUAAAGCCAAGAAUUGUACAAAGUAUUCAUGUACCAAACAUCACAGAGCUUCAGCAGUGAAGAACGUCAUGAAAGGACUAGGAUCACUUGAGUUCCACGUUUGCAGAUUCUAUAUUUGAUUUCUCUGUAAAUUAUUUCUGAAUCUUCGUUUUCCUCAAAAUUAUGUUUUUAUAGCUGUUCAAUACAGGAUCCUGUAAUGGUUUCCUGCCUCAGACUGUGGUUUCGACUACAGGAGGAAAUCAAAUGUUGCACAUUGUUACAUGUGGCAGCUAUGUCUCCAAGCAGAAGGAAAAAAUGGUUUACAGGUUGCUUUUUUCCUAGAUUUAGUGGUAUCAGAUUCACAGUUCACACGGACUGUUAAAUCAAGUGCAUCCUCCUUAACUUGGCACUAUCAUGCACAGAAACUGCCUCUGACAUCUUAUUUAAUAAAUCCUGCUUUGAGCUUAAAGCCGCGAUUCCUGAUGCCAGUAGAAUUGUUAUUCAUGCUUGCAACUUGUUCAUUUUUUAUUUUGACUGUGUUCUGUUAUAUUGGCUGUUACAUUCCAAGGCAACAUUAAGCUUUUGUUGAGUAAGCUUGUGUAGCCUUUAGUGGUGUUUGUGAAGUUGCCAAGUAGUCAGUAUUAUGUCAGUGUUUCAGUGUUGAGCAUAACUCAGAAACAACACUUUUAAGGAAGUACAGGAAUAUUUUUUUAAAAUAAAAUUUCAUCCCAAAUUUGAAAUGUAUAUUUAAUUUAAAAAGAUCAUCUGUCUUUUUAUGAUUUUUACCUUAAUCCAUUGAAAUGUCUGUUCUCGGUAACUUUGCCCUUAAACCUGCUGUGUUUACAUUAAAAUUUCAUUAAAUUA
Molecule: messenger RNA, 3955 nt
Organism: Lepisosteus oculatus (spotted gar)
Lineage: Eukaryota; Metazoa; Chordata; Actinopteri; Semionotiformes; Lepisosteidae
Gene: elmo1
Product: engulfment and cell motility 1 (ced-12 homolog, C. elegans)
Biological process (GO): cell motility; actin filament organization
Cellular component (GO): plasma membrane; guanyl-nucleotide exchange factor complex
Source: RefSeq, a predicted model, not a curated record